AAUGUGAAAUCCCACAUAUAGAUCAUUUUCCUUCUAAGCUCACUGAUCAUUCUGAAAGAUCUUGAACCCUCUUCUGGAAAGGGGUGCCUAUCGUUACUUUAUGGGGCAGCAGCCUGGAAAAGUUCUUGGGGACCAGAGAAGGCCAAGUUUGCCUGCCCUGCACUUUAUCAAAGGAGCAGGGAAGAAAGAAUCAUCGAGGCAUGGGGGUCCACACUGCAAUGUUUUUGUGGAACAUGAAGCCCUUCAGAGGCCAGUAGCAUCUGACUUCGAGCCCCAAGGUCUGAGCGAAGCAGCUCGUUGGAACUCUAAGGAAAACCUUCUCGCUGGUCCCAGCGAAAAUGACCCCAACCUUUUCGUUGCACUGUAUGAUUUUGUGGCCAGUGGGGAUAACACUUUAAGCAUAACUAAAGGUGAAAAGCUCCGGGUCUUAGGCUACAACCACAACGGGGAAUGGUGUGAAGCCCAAACUAAAAAUGGCCAAGGGUGGGUCCCGAGCAACUACAUCACGCCGGUCAACAGUCUGGAGAAACACUCCUGGUACCACGGGCCCGUGUCCCGCAACGCCGCCGAGUACCUGCUGAGCAGCGGGAUCAAUGGCAGCUUCCUGGUCCGGGAGAGCGAGAGCAGCCCUGGGCAGAGGUCCAUCUCGCUGAGAUACGAAGGGAGGGUGUACCACUACAGGAUCAACACUGCUUCGGACGGCAAGCUCUACGUCUCCUCAGAGAGCCGCUUCAGCACUUUGGCCGAGCUGGUCCAUCACCACUCAACGGUGGCCGACGGGCUCAUCACCACUCUCCACUACCCGGCCCCCAAACGCAACAAGCCCACCGUCUACGGCGUGUCCCCUAACUACGACAAGUGGGAGAUGGAGCGCACGGACAUCACCAUGAAGCACAAGCUGGGCGGAGGCCAGUACGGGGAGGUGUACGAAGGCGUGUGGAAGAAGUACAGCCUCACGGUGGCCGUGAAGACCCUGAAGGAGGAUACCAUGGAGGUGGAAGAGUUCUUGAAAGAGGCCGCAGUGAUGAAAGAGAUCAAGCACCCCAAUUUAGUGCAGUUACUCGGGGUGUGCACCCGGGAGCCCCCGUUCUAUAUAAUCACUGAGUUCAUGACCUAUGGGAACCUGCUGGACUACCUGAGGGAGUGUAACCGGCAGGAGGUGGGCGCCGUGGUGCUGCUGUACAUGGCCACCCAGAUCUCUUCGGCCAUGGAGUACCUGGAGAAGAAGAACUUCAUCCACAGAGAUCUUGCUGCCCGAAACUGCCUGGUAGGGGAAAACCACUUGGUGAAGGUGGCUGAUUUCGGCCUGAGCAGGUUAAUGACAGGGGACACCUACACAGCCCACGCCGGGGCCAAGUUCCCCAUCAAGUGGACGGCACCUGAAAGCCUGGCCUACAACAAGUUCUCCAUCAAGUCGGACGUCUGGGCGUUUGGAGUGUUGCUUUGGGAAAUUGCUACCUACGGCAUGUCACCUUACCCAGGAAUUGACCUGUCCCAGGUGUACGAGCUCCUAGAGAAGGACUACCGCAUGGAGCGCCCGGAAGGCUGCCCGGAGAAGGUCUACGAGCUCAUGCGCGCAUGUUGGCAGUGGAAUCCCUGUGACCGGCCCUCCUUCGCUGAAAUCCACCAAGCCUUUGAGACAAUGUUCCAGGAAUCCAGCAUAUCAGAUGAAGUGGAAAAGGAAUUGGGGAAGAAAGGCAUGCGAGGGGUUGCAGGCACUCUGCUGCAGGCCCCAGAGCUGCCCACCAAGACGAGAACCUCCAGGAGAGCUGCCGAACACAAAGACGCCCCCGACGUGCCCGAGAUGCCCCACUCCAAGGGCCCAGGAGAGACCGAUCCUCUGGACCACGAGCCUGCUGUGUCUCCAUUGCUCCCCCGGAAAGAACGAGGUCCUCAGGAUGGUGGCCUAAAUGAAGACGAGCGCCUUCUCCCCAAAGACAAGAAGACCAACUUGUUCAGUGCCUUGAUCAAGAAGAAGAAGAAAACAGCCCCAACCCCUCCCAAACGCAGCAGCUCCUUCCGGGAGAUGGACGGCCAGCCAGAGCGCAAGGGGGCCCCUGAGGAAGAAGGCCGAGACAUCAGCAACGGGGCGCCGGCGCUCGCGCCCACGGACGCAGCCGAGCCAGCCAAGUCCCUAAAGCCCAGCAGCGGGGCUGGCGUCCCCAAUGGAGCCUUCCGGGAGUCAGGGGGUACAGGCUUCCGGUCGCCCCACCUGUGGAAAAAGUCCAGCACGCUGACCAGCAGCCGCUUAGCAGCCAGCGAGGAGGAGGGCGGCGGCAGCGCCAGCAAGCGCUUCCUGCGGUCCUGCUCCGCCUCCUGCGUGCCCCACGGGGCCCGGGACACCGAGUGGCGGUCGGUCACGCUGCCUCGGGAUCUGCAGUCCACGGGAAGACAGUUUGACUCGUCCACGUUUGGAGGGCACAAGAGUGAGAAGCCAGCUCUGCCUCGGAAGCGGGCAAGCGAGAACAGGUCCGACCAGGCGACCAGAGGCACGACGGGCACGCCCCCACCCAGGCUGGUGAAGAAGACCGAGGAGGCGGCCGACGAGGUCUUCAAAGACGCGGCCGAGUCCAGCCCGGGCUCCAGCCCUCCCAGCCUGACCCCCAAACUCCUCCGUAGGCAGGUUGUGGUCACGCCUUCCUCUAGCCUUGCCCACAAGGACGAGGCUGGGAAGUCCGGGGCCUCGGGGGCGCCUGCUGAGCCGGUGCCCCCCGCCAGCAGGGCGGCGCCGGGUGCUUCUGGAGGGACCGGCAAGGCCCCUGCCGAGGAGUCCAGAGUGAGGAGGCCCAAGCCCUCCUCCGAGUCCCCAGGGAGAGACAAGGGGAAGUUGUCCAAGCUCAAACCCGCCCCGCCGCCCCCGCCUCCAGCCUCCGUUGGGAAAGCCGGGAAGGCCUCCCAGAGCCCGAGCCAGGAAGCAGCCGGGGAGACAGGUGCCAGUGGGAAAGCAAAACCCACGGCUCUGGUUGUGGAUGCUGUGAACAGCGACACUGCCAAACCCAGCCAGCCGGGAGAGGGCGUCAGGAAGCCCGCGCUCCCGUCCAUGCCAAAGCCCCAGUCGUCCGCCAAGCCAGCGGGGACCCCGACCAGCCCAGCCCCUGCGCCCUCCGCGUUGCCGUCAGCAUCCUCUGCCCUGGCAGGGGACCAGCCGUCCUCCACUGCCUUCAUCCCUCUCAUAUCGACCCGCGUGUCUCUUCGGAAAACCCGCCAGCCUCCGGAGCGGAUUGCCAGUGGCGCCAUCACCAAGGGCAUGGUCCUGGACGGCACCGAGGCCCUGUGCCUGGCCAUCUCCAAGAACUCUGAGCAGAUGGCCAGCCACAGCGCCGUGCUGGAAGCCGGCAAAAACCUCUACACGUUCUGUGUGAGCUAUGUGGACUCCAUCCAGCAAAUGAGGAACAAAUUCGCCUUCCGCGAGGCCAUCAACAAACUGGAGAAUAAUCUUCGGGAGCUUCAGAUCUGCCCGGCGACAGCAGGGGGUGGCCCGGCGGCCACCCAGGACUUCAGCAAACUCCUCAGCUCCGUGAAAGAGAUCAGUGACAUCGUACAGAGGUAGCAGAAGCCGGGCGCCGGGAGCCUGCAGCGCGUGAGGGCCCCCCCCGUGCCCGUGACGGUGGCUGAGAGAGGACCGGCGAGCUGGGGCCUGGGCCCGGGAGCUUGGCGCCGGGCAGAGCUGAGGCUGCCGUGGAGUGCAGCCCUACUACCUAUGCCACGGCCCCGCUGUUCUCCUGCACUUGCCUUCCCCUCAGCCCGGGCUCCCUGAGCCAUCUGUCCGAGUUCUAUCUGUGGAGUUCCUGCUCUGUGGACUGCACGCCAGCCUCUUUCCCACAUCGCGCUUCAAAACUGAGCUCUCGGGGGCAGGUGGGAAGGCAGAUGAGCGCCUCCUUUUCAUCCGUCUUUCUGGAGGACCUCCCCUGGCUAUGCCUUCACCUCCAUUUCACCCCAAGAACGAGUACCCUGCCUGGGAGCUGGGUCACCAAGGCCUUGGGAACUGUCACCUCCACUCACCCCGCGCAGAGAGGUGGUGCCCUCAUCUUCCUCGCGCCUCCUGUGCCGAAGACAACGUUUCCAGAGCUGCAUCUUGGGAAGCGCUGCCAGCUGGCCACCCUGCCCUCCACUGCUGCCGCGGGCUGGUGCCCUCACCAUUUCCUCACGUGAAGGACAGCUCUUGAUUUGGGGGGUAAAACAGGGUGCUAAAACCAACCAGCGU
Molecule: messenger RNA, 4204 nt
Organism: Kogia breviceps (pygmy sperm whale)
Lineage: Eukaryota; Metazoa; Chordata; Mammalia; Artiodactyla; Physeteridae
Gene: ABL1
Product: ABL proto-oncogene 1, non-receptor tyrosine kinase
Biological process (GO): regulation of apoptotic process; protein phosphorylation
Molecular function (GO): ATP binding; protein binding; non-membrane spanning protein tyrosine kinase activity
Source: RefSeq, a predicted model, not a curated record